GGGUCUUAUAAAAAUUAAGGUCGAGAACUCUUAUUUUGUAAAAGAAAAUUGCCUUUUGUCCUACGGGUCCAUAAAGGCUACACAGUCGUCCAUUGGUUAAUUUGGCUGUCAAUCAGAGCCUUUCUCCUCCCACGUGGUGACGUCCACCUCUCCAAAGUAACGAGGCCAGUCUAUUACGCACACAAAAGACACAACAAAAGCCAGUGUUGGGAAAAUGAGAUCCGUCAGCACCCAGAGGACGCAACAAUAAAAGUUCCCACCUGGCAGCAUCACACGUGGACCAGACCCUGGGACGAAGACAAUCACUGGUUUACCCCUAAAAAAAAAUAAAAAAAAUAAACAUAAUUAGCAGAAAGUAACAACAACAACCAUCAGGCUGCAGUUUCCCCACCGAGCUGCGCUUUGAUCUGUCUCAGGUGGCUCGAUUUUCUCCUGUGGUGUCUGUGUGGAGCGUGCCACACACCCACUCCACAGCAAGACGGCUUUUGCUUGCAUCUUCCAGUGUUUCUUCUGUCAGCAAGUACAGCAGAGCUGCAACUCUUCCAGUGCCAGCCCUGACACCAGCGAGGAGCCCUGCCCCACUGACAUGGUGAAGAUGACCAAGUCGAAGACCUUCCAGGCCUACCUGCCAUCUUGCCACCGCACAUACAGCUGCAUCCACUGCCGAGCACACCUGGCCAACCACGACGAGCUCAUCUCAAAGUCAUUUCAAGGAAGUCAAGGAAGAGCCUACCUGUUUAAUUCAGUGGUGAAUGUGGGCUGCGGGCCAGCUGAGGAGCGGGUUCUCCUCACAGGUUUACACGCUGUGGCUGAUAUCUACUGUGAAAACUGUAAAACCACGCUGGGCUGGAAAUAUGAACAUGCAUUUGAAAGCAGUCAAAAAUACAAAGAGGGAAAGUUCAUCAUCGAGCUGGCUCACAUGAUCAAGGACAACGGAUGGGAGUGACAGCGGUGCAACAUCCCAUCUAUUUGAAUCCGUUUUCCUGACCUUGGAAUGCUCUUGGUUUGAACUGAGUGGAGCGACAACCAUUGACCCUGCAUCCGUCUCCCUGCUCCCAUUCACACCCUUUUCCCUUUAAAAGAAAAGACCUCCACUCACCUGCACACACCCACCUGCUCAUCGUGAGAAUCGGACAUAACGAAUGCAUUGGGAAGUGGACUUAAAAACCUCACACCACCUUGAAGAUUAUGUGCUCUCCUUCGCCGCCGCUGAGCGUUUGGGUUCCCUCACCGUAGUCGCCGCCCACCCCCCCCACACCUCGCCUCGGCCCCACCGAAACACGCUUACUAGUGAUUGUGGUGAUGUGGCGAACCGCUGUGUGAACGGAGAGACUUCACUGAAAGAGACAGCUUGUUGUUUUUCUUUAUUCCGCUCAUCUUUGAAGACUUUGUUAUUAUUUUGAAGUUAUAUGCCAUAGUUUUAACUUUUUUGAGGUUUGGUGAAGCUUUGGUUUGAUGGCAGAUGGAUGUUACUGGUUAGCAUUUUAUUUUCCAUAAUAUUUGUUUGGUUUAUUUGUUGUUCUUUUUGGGGUUUUUUUUUUCUUUCUUUCCUCUUCGCUAUUGUCCAAAUGAGCAAUCAGGGAUGGGUUGAGAAGAAACGGGCAAAGGGAGUUUAUUGUAGUUACAAACUUGUAGCAGGUUUUUUUUCCCUUUUUUAAAAAGUGGGAUUUCAGUUAUGUUGGAUUUUAUACCUGAUGUUUCCUUAUGUUUUUAUCUCUCUUUGUGGACUUUUUUUCAUUCUCCCUUCCUGGUACUUUUCAGCACCCAAAAAGAAUCGAAAGCAGCACCUAGUAUUUUGUUUGACAUAAACAGGUAUCAAACUUGAUUU
Cyprinodon tularosa is the source of this 1828-nucleotide messenger RNA. It is a transcript of the gene ypel1, whose product is annotated as yippee-like 1. NCBI's taxonomy places the organism in Eukaryota, Metazoa, Chordata, Actinopteri, Cyprinodontiformes, Cyprinodontidae. The record is from RefSeq and is a predicted model, not a curated record. Bases 587 to 946 code for a protein of 119 amino acids. The transcript has 5 exons.